Molecule: messenger RNA, 978 nt
Organism: Helobdella robusta
Lineage: Eukaryota; Metazoa; Annelida; Clitellata; Rhynchobdellida; Glossiphoniidae
Exons: 9
Coding region: 1-978 (325 amino acids)
Source: RefSeq, a predicted model, not a curated record
AUGUCCUCCAAAAAAGUUGAUUUAAGUGGUAAGGUGUGUCUUGUGACAGGUGCCAGCAGAGGGAUCGGCAAAGGAAUCGCACUGCAGUUGGCAAAGGCCGGGGCAAUCGUUUAUAUUACCGGAAGAACAUUGGACAAGAAAUCAAGCAAAGAUGUCGGUUCUUUGAGGGAUACUGCUAAAGAAGUUGAGGCCCAAGCAGGCAGAUGCAUACCUGUACAGUGUGACCAUUCGAAAGAUUCGGACAUAAAAAAUUUGUUUGAUCGCAUCGAGAAAGAACAAAAUGGGCAGUUGGAUGUCCUCGUUAAUAAUGCUUAUUCGGCUGUAAAUGUCUUAGCUGAAAAUCGGGGCAAGGCCUUCUGGGAGCAGCCAAUAGGAGUUUGGGACGACGUAAAUAAUGUGGGACUCAGAAACCAUUACAUCUGCACUGUGUACGCAGCGAAAAUGAUGGUGCCUCGUAAAAAAGGCCUGAUUGUGAAUAUUUCCUCUGGCGGGGGGCUCAGGUACGUCUUUAAUGUGGCCUAUGGGAUUGGAAAGGAAGCUUGUGAUAGAAUGGCUGUUGACUGUGGGAUAGAGUUGAGAGAACAUAACGUCUGCUGCGUUAGUUUAUGGCCUGGGGCUGUCAAAACUGAACUCGUGGACAAAAUGUUGACAGAGGCCAAGGAGCACAAGGAACAGGAUGUUGUUUUCAAGAAAAUGGAGUCCAUGUUUACAAGAGGCCCAGAAAGCACUCAAUUUGCCGGAUUGGCCAUCAGUCACUUAGCAGCUGACAAAAAUAUGAUGAAUAAAACGGCGAAAGUCUUGAUAACUACUGAUCUAGCAAACGAAUAUGGGUUCACUGAUAUCGAUGGGGGAAUGCCGGCAAAUUUCCGGUCACUAUCCUACCUCUUGAGCCACCAAGGGUACUGGAUAGCGGAUUACAUCCCAUCCUUCAUCAAAGUCCCAUACUGGAUCCUUGCUCUUGGCGGGAAUAAAUUCUGA